Messenger RNA from Portunus trituberculatus (swimming crab), 1782 nucleotides. RefSeq lists its product as uncharacterized. The transcript has 3 exons. The record is from RefSeq and is a predicted model, not a curated record. Lineage: Eukaryota; Metazoa; Arthropoda; Malacostraca; Decapoda; Portunidae. The coding region runs from base 1 to 1782 and encodes 593 amino acids.
AUGAACCAACACUUGGUUGCAAGAUCUUUUGAGGAACUCCUCACAGUACAUGGUCUCUCCAAUUAUGUUGAUUUUCCCACUCAUACUUCUGGCUCAUCUCUAGAUCCUGUCGUUAGCGAUCUACCAGACAGUGUCGUCACCUGCACUCCACUCAGUGCUGUGGGAUCAUCAGAUCAUGUGGCUGUCCUGAGCGUAAUCCAGGUUGCACCUCAGAGGGAUGAUGCUGUGACACGCACCAACUGGUUGUGGGGAAAAGCAGACUGGAAAGGUCUCUGCAACACCUUACAACAAACGCCCUGGAGCAGCAUCCUCGUAGGAGACAUCAAUAAUCAAGAGCGCUACAAGCACGCUUGUGCAGCCAUGCGACAAGUACAACAGUGGGCUCAACGACGCUGGCAAGAAGACCUUAAGACCAAACUCAGCGGUCGUUCAGUGGGUAGUAAGACCUGGUGGACCACACUUAAGCAGCAGCAAGGCCUGACAUCAGAUGAUGAUGUUCCACCACUACACAAGUCCGAUGGUACAGUGGCCACCAAAAAUAAGGACAAAGCUGAAGUACUUGCAUCUUUUUUCUCCAACAAGAUGUCAGUACCUGAUCCUGAGCGCCCUCCUCCAUUUGUGCCAGCCCUCACAAAUGCGAAACUUUCCACCAUUACCAUCACUAUUGAGGAAGUACGGCAACCACUGCAUCACCACUGGAGUGUGGCCCACCCUCUGGAAGGGUGCCAGAGUGGUGGCAAUACACAAAAGGGCAAGAGGACUGAUCCCAAGAACUAUAGACCUAUCUCCCUUCUCUCAGUUCCUGGUAAAAUACUUGAAGCCAUUAUAGCAAACAAAAUAUCUUGCUUUCUCGGCUCACAUCAUCUACUUAAUACCAAACAAUUUGGUUUCAGAAAUAACAGGUCAGCAGCAGACCUGUUACUUCAAUUAUCCACCACCUGGCAUAAGUCCCUAGACCAGGGAAAAGACACCUUUAUCAUUGCUCUCGACAUUGCGGGAGCAUUCGACAGGGUGUGGCAUCACGGCCUAAUCACCAAACUGAACAGCUUGGGUAUCCACGGGCAUCUGCUCCUCUUGCUGCAAGACUACCUGCGAGGCAGAUACCUCAGAGUGGUGAUGAAUGGACAAACAUCAGACCAACAUCCUAUCUCUGCCAGCGUCCCACAGGGUAGUGUUCUCGGCCCUCUCCUCUGGAAUGCAUUUUUUAAUGACCUGCUCCAGCUCAUUCCAGAGGCACAUGCAUACGCCGAUGACUGUACCCUGACAUUCCCUUGCGACAGCGGUGAUCACUGUGCGACUGUCGCACACAUCAACCAGGUACUGCAAACCAUAGUUUCAUGGGGGCAUCGAUGGCAAGUGGAACUUGCUCCUGACAAGACACAGGUGAUGCUGGUUUCCCGACGACACUCCCCCCCUGACACACCCACCAUCUUACUUGAUGGAAGGGCGUUACCCCUGCAGGCUUCCAUCUCCAUACUUGGUGUGGAAAUGAACAGUGCCCUGACCUUCACUGGACACGUCAGGACUAUAGCCAAGAAAGCCGCAUGGAAACUUAGCUGCAUCCGGCGCGUCUCACAUCUCCUCGACUCCCAGGGAAUCUCCACCCUAUAUGCAGCUCAAGUCCGCCCCUUAUGGAGUAUGCCCUCUCACCUGGUUGUCCUGCCCCCCCUCAUACUUAAGCCUUCUAGACAAGAUCCAGCAUCGAGCACAACGCCUGAUACGUCUAAAGGCCCCGCCAGACCAGCCGUCCCCUACCAUGCAGCCUCUUCAGCAGCGUCGUGA